AUGGCUCGUGCGCAAAAGCGACGAACAGCCAACAAUGUUUUUUCACAAAACAUAACGAAAAAGGGCCAUGUCCAGAAAACCAGAAAUCCAAAGCCCGAAAAGUAUCCUGUUGGUCCAUGGCUGCUCGGUCUCUUCAUUUUUGUCGUCUGCGGCUCUGCAAUAUUCGAGAUCAUCUUGAAGAUCCAAGCCUACGCCAGAUCCUAA
Molecule: messenger RNA, 204 nt
Organism: Oikopleura dioica
Lineage: Eukaryota; Metazoa; Chordata; Appendicularia; Copelata; Oikopleuridae
Source: the annotation of a GenBank genome assembly